UGCGCUUCUAUCAAACAUCCGGUCCUGGUAAAAAGUGUUCUGCUCUAUCAUAUCGGCUAUACGGAGCUGUUGACAAAGAAUUUCUAAUCGACUGAUAACUGUAUUUUAUUUGAAUGAAUUGUUUCGUCCAGCGGUGAUUUGUUACACCAGUAACAUUUAAUCUUUCGGAUAUCGAAGUACCUUUGUAAAACGUAUGCGCAAUAAUCACUAGACAUCCAUUGAUAAGUGAUUUGUUGGAAGGUCAGAUGCGGACACUAUCAAAAUCAGUGUGUUAUUUUUUGGGCUUCCGUUAUUGUAGUUUCGAAAAUUAACUAAAAACCGGCACCAUGAACACCCUUGCGUGGAUUCUGGCAGUAUCUUUCUUAGCAUUACUUGGUCACCAGGCUGAGAGCUGCUCGCUUCUUUUCCCGGAUGUGUGCAAGAACGUGACCUGCCCAAAUGGAGUGGCCUGCCAGUCUGACGCCAGCUACUGGAGUGAACAUCGCAUUGGCGGAGUGUCACUUCCGCCCUUGGCCAGAUGCGAAGAUUCCGAUCCUUGCGUGGGACAUGUCUGUCGUCUGGGUACCCGUUGCGUAAAGGUCAAAGAUUCGUGUGACGCACAAGGGAUCUGCACCGUGAAGGCCCAAUGCAAUGAAAUUAAUCGUCCCGGAAAGUGUCCUAAACCGGAAAAUAUUCACGUCCACAGUUGCAUGAAUUCGUGCCGCGAUGACGCUUUCUGUGAGGGCAACGCCAAGUGCUGCCGCAGCAAAUCCACUGGCGGAAAAUGGUGCGCGCACCUAUGAGACAAGCAAUAAUUUCAACAUUCCGAUACUUACGAUACCUGCUCCAAGCAACAUAAAAAGCAAAUGCGCAGUAUUUUUUAUUUUAUAAAAUCUAAUGGAAUGCUUACACUGGUUUCAUCGUUAGUAGUGGCUGCUAUUCCUACUCGCGGCAAGCAGCAAAUAAAUUAAUUCUGAUAAGAACUAUAUUUCAACAUAUUUAAGUAUUUCAACACGCGACAGCAAAGGAUACCUGUCUGUGUAAAUUGUUAAUUGCAUCCGAGCAUUCACAAUGUCUGUACUCUGUUACGGCACUGCGUUACACUCUGAAAAAUGCUUAAAGAUAAAUUAAAUACCAUGGCCAGUUAACGGCCUCUUUG
Messenger RNA from Paramacrobiotus metropolitanus, 1138 nucleotides. Its product is annotated as papilin-like. Gene Ontology annotation, molecular function: peptidase inhibitor activity. The coding region runs from base 327 to 782 and encodes 151 amino acids. The record is from RefSeq and is a predicted model, not a curated record. Gene Ontology annotation, cellular component: extracellular region. Lineage: Eukaryota; Metazoa; Tardigrada; Eutardigrada; Parachela; Macrobiotidae. The transcript is spliced from 6 exons.